UUGGAUAGCCACAGUGCGGCAGGAAAACCGCACCACGGCACCAGUAGGUUGAACAGAGCUAAAUACAUACAGGCUAUCCGUAUACGAAUACAUAGGAAUGAAAAGGAGAAGCCGUCUGCUUCCAGGGAACCAAAAAAUGGAAAUAUUUCUGUUUUCAUCUCAGCUCAAGUGCAGUUUUUCCCUCUGAAAUCCAAGGAAACCUUUUUCCCAGCCUGGUCCCGACGAAGCCCAUUUCAACUGGUAGACGGCAGAAUGGAUGAAAAACAGCAGGAGUAGCGACUCAUUGUGUCAACGAGACUGAAUAAGACGGGGACACCAGAAGCCGGUCCAGCGUUUUAUGACUGACAGAACUUGUGAAUAGUCUUCGGGAAGACACCGCGUCUCAUCAUUUCACAGCCACUUCAUUGUUUUCCACUGAAUUCCAGUCGUGGGAUGCUUUCGCGUUGUGUUGCUGCUCCAUAGGCUUCAAGAAAAAAGAAAAAUAUGGGUGAAGUUCAGGACGUCAGGGAUGUUAAGAAGACAUUCGUUGCUCCAGCAAUAAAGUCUUUUGAGCACUAUGACUUCUCCCGAGCCAAAAUCUGUUGCAGCCUCACAUGGCUGGUAUCCAAAGCUUAUGGGACAGACAGCAUCCCGGCAGACUUAAAGGACCCCUUUUACACAGACCAGUAUGAGCAGGAGCACCUGAAGCCUCCUGUGGCCAGCCUGCUGCUGUCCGCAGACCUCUACUGCAGGGCCGGCAGCCUCAUCCUGAAGAGCGACGCUGCCAAACCCCUGCUGGGUCACGAUGCUGUCAUUCAGGCGCUGGCUCAGCGUGGACUCUACAUUACCGACCAGGAGAGACUGGUCACUGAGAGGGACCUUCGAAAGAGACCUCUGCAAAUGAGCGCUCACCUGGCGAUGAUCGACACACUGAUGAUGGCGUACACAGUGGAGAUGGUGAGUGUGGAGAAGGUGAUGGCCUGCAUUCGUCAGUAUUCAACCUGCGACCCUGAGGUGGAAACACCUUAUGACACAGAGGACGCAGUGACCACCUGGAUCAACAAGGUAAAUGAGUAUCUGAAAGACGUCGUGACUCAGGAACAGAGGAAGAGGGAGACGCAGAGCGCCGAGCCUGCUGGGAGUCCCCGGUCUCCAACCAAGUGGUACAUGAAGCUUGUGCCUGCUCGCUACAGGAAGGACCAGACCGCGACCCAGCCGGUUCCCUGGAUCCCCCCAGUGGACAACCUGCUGAAAGACAGCACGGACGGCUCGGCACUGGGUGCUCUGCUGCACUUCUACUGCCCUCAGCUGCUACAACUGGAUGAUAUCUGUCUGAAGGAGAACAUGACACUGGCCGAUCGGCUGUACAACCUGCAGCUCAUACAGGACUUCUGCAAAGACAACCUGAACAGCUGCUGCCACUUCAGCAUGGAGGACAUGCUCUACGCCUCGUCCACCAUCAAGAAUAACUACCUGGUGUUCAUGGCAGAGCUGUUUUGGUGGUUUGAGGUGGUCAAGCCGUCUUUUGUGAAACCAAGAAUGCUGGAAAACGAAAACACAGAUCCCUCAUCCUUGUUGAAAAACAUACCAGCCAUCCCCAUCUCCAAGGCAACUAAGAGAAGCUUCAUGGAAAGACCUCCAAGUCCUGAGAGACCCAGUCUGCCCCUCCGACCCCAGCCCCGAAACUCAGGAGAGAUCAAGAGGUCAACCUCAAUGUCCUUUGUCGAUGGCAACCUCGGAACUUGGCCCAAAGAGAAAAGGUCUGGGCCUUAUGGAGUGUCUUUUGACAUCCCCUUUGACAAAGAAGACUCUGCUCCGGGGCCUCUUUCCUCCACACGUGGCAUGGUCAGAUCCGUCAGCACUGAUGAUGGUUCUGGAUUCAAGGUCCAACACCUGCCUCGUGGAAUGAAGCGUAACCUGUCCUUCCAGCCAGUGAAUGGUAAGAGUAUCGGCAUUGAGGAGGAGGGCUGUCCAGACAGCCUGGCUGGUAUGGAGCCUGACAGGCGACCGUACCCCAACGGACAUGGAAAUAUUAUGGCAGCAACUCCUUCCAUGGAGGAAGCCCUUCAGAUUAUCCACAGCCCAAGUAGGCCCCCAGUGGAGGGCAUCAACAACGGUUUCUUUUUGCACAGUCAGGGCCUUGGGGCUGGUGUUGGUGGCUUGGAGCCAGUCUCAGAGUUGGACUCCAAAAGCGCCCUGAGCACCACAGACACAACCGAGGUGGACACUGGCAUCCAUCUCCGAACAGAAGACAUGCUGGAUGAGGAUUCCUCUUUGAAAGACUGCUCUGUGAACAUGGACUUGGAAUUGGACACGCCAAGCCCCUCCCCGAGCAGUCAGGGCAAAUCCCUUUUAGCAGUGAAGAUGACCAGCUUUGCCGAACAGAAGAUGAGAAAGCACAAUCCAUCAGCGCCAGACUCAGGGAGGUGCAGCAGCAGCUCCCUCAAGACCACUCCUGAAGGCUCUGAGCUUGGCCUCCCAUUAUCUGUCUCCUGGGCCCCAACCCCUGAACACAGCCCCAUCCAUCAACAAACCACACCUACCCUCACUGCUCAAGCAUCAUCCACACCAGUACAACUUCCACCCAACGAUCCCGCUCAGGUCAUGGCUACAGAGAUGGUACAGUUGAGGAUGAGGCUAGAAGAGAAACGUAAAGCAAUCGAAGCACAGAAGAAGAAGGUGGAGGCUGCAUUCACAAGGCAUCGGCAAAAGAUGGGUCACUCAGCAUUUCUCAAUGUGGUAAAGAGGAAAGGAGAUGGGGCUGCCAGUGGAGAGGAAGGAGGAAAAACCGAGGGAGAAGGCAAGGCAGCAAGCACAAGUCCCACCUUCAAAUUCGGAAGGAGCAAGGCAGACACGCCUGAUGGGGCAGAGCAAAGCAGCACAGGCUUCUGUUGGACAAAGUCGCCUGGUGCAGGAGAGGAAGGUGGGCAAAGCCCUGCUCAGCUAACUGAGGUAGAUCUCACAGAGUAUACCCGUUCUAUUGAGAAACUGAACCAUUCGUUAGCCUUCCUUCAGACUGAGAUGCAGCGACUAGCUCAGCAGCAGGAAGUGAUCAUGGCUAUGAGGGAACAACAACAUCAGCAGGCGUGGGUCAUCCCUCCUCCACACACAAACCCAUCCCCACAAAAACACAGUCGAGCUGGAGCCGUCGCUCGAUCCUCAGGACCCUCUUCUCCUGCCGACUCCCCUCGUUCCACUCACCGUUCUCCAACCAGCAUCAAGCGCAAAUCUGCCUCCUUCCACUCACGCAAUCCUCGCACGCCUCGUCCCAGCGAGCUAAAGCUGGCCCCCUACAAUCGUGUCCUAACUGCCCCGCAAUCUGUAGAUAGCAUCCCCAGACUACGGCGAUUUUCUCCCUGCCAGCCUUUGGCGAGUUCCUUUGUUUACAUGGGGGAGAAACCAGCACCAGCCAAUCUAGCAACAGUAGCCUCAGAUGGGGAUAAGAAUAAGGAGAGUGAGUCACUCCUUUCCCCAGAGAAAGAGCACGCCAGUAUAUGUGUAGCCAACUCACCCCCCUGCUCCCCCAACCUGCAGAACAAAAAAGAACAAAAAUCUGAAGCUCGAGAAACAGAAAAGAGCCAAUCCAAGAACACUGAUGUGGAAACAGAUGAGCAGAAAGUUCAGAAGUCAGUUGCAGAGCUCAAACCUACCAUAGAGUCCUCAUUUCCUGAGGUUCUGGCCCACCCUGUGGUCGAGACCUUCACGGUGACACCUACAGAGAUUCCUCCCCAGCCAGAAGACUCCGGCCUAGUCAAGAGCAACUUGAUUGAGGUACCUCUGUCAGUCGUGAAGCCCCUGGAAGAUCUGACACUUGAUGAUGAUUUGGAGAUGCAGCAGGCUAACGUGGAGGCAUCAGAUUACGAACAGAAGAUGUGUCGUGGUUUCUUCUUCAAGGCGGACGGAAAGGCCGAGGAGAACAUGGCUCAGAAGAGGGCUGCACUGUUGGAGAAGAGGAUGAGGAGGGAGAAGGAGAGCCAGCAGAAGAAGAUGCAGCUGGAGGCUGAGUUGGAGCAGAAGAAGGAGGAAGCUCGACUGAAAGCAGAGGAGGAGCGCGUCAGGAAGGAAGAAGACAAGGCCAGGAGGGAGUUCAUCAAGCAGGAAUACCUCAGGAGGAAGCAGCUAAAACUGAUGGAGGACAUGGACACCGUCAUUAAACCUCGACCAGCCGGCGGUGCCAAGCAGAGGAGGGGCCGCCCCAAGUCUAUCCAUCGCGACAGCAUGGACUCCCCCAAAACCCCAGUCAGGGCUGCCACAGGUUCACGCCAACGUGUCUUUUCAGUCUCCAGCUUGUCCCUCGCUUCCCUCAACCUAGGAGACAGCGACAGCGUUCACUCUGACAAGAGAUCGCCAAGAAGUGCUAGUUUAGCCUCUGGCAGUCUCUUCUACUUUCUGAGAUCUCCUAAACUGAGAAGGAGAAGGCCGGAUUCUGCAGAUGGUUUCUUGUCCCCGAGUCGCUCCAGCAGCAGGAAUGGUGAAAAGGACUGGGAAAACGGAUCCACGACCUCCUCUGUUACAUCAAACACAGAAUACACCGGACCAAAGCUAUACAAGGAGCCCAGUGCCAAAUCUAACAAGCACAUCAUCCAGAACGCUCUGGCCCACUGCUGCCUUGCAGGCAAGGUUAAUGAGGGGCAAAAGAACAAGAUCCUGGAGGAAAUGGAAAAAUCAGAGGCCAACAACUUCUUGGUUUUGUUCCGGGAUGCUGGCUGCCAGUUCCGCUCUCUCUACACUUACUGCCCCGAGACCGAGGAGAUCAACAAGCUGACAGGCAUUGGCCCUAAGAGCAUCACACGCAAGAUGAUCGACGGCCUCUUCAAGUACAACUCAGACAAGAAGCAAUUCAGUCAGAUACCAGCCAAGACCAUGUCGGCCAGCGUGGACGCGGUGACCAUCCACAACCAUCUCUGGCAAACAAAGAAACCAGCCACUCCUAAAAAAGUAGUGCCUGUCCAGUCCUAAUGGAACUCAAUACCCGAACCAUCACCAUCUCCCCCCUCAAACGGAACAAACCUAUUUAAAUUUGCACUUCACUGUAUAUAUCCAUGAAGAUUCAAGCACCUGCAAUGCCAGUUAGAUUGAAUGCAUAUUUGUCUUUUUUUAUGUUUGUUUGUCUUUUCCUCUCAUUCCCUGCAUUCCUAUCCUUAUUUUUCCUACUUACUCUGGACUGGACAUGAUAGGACUCAAAGAACAACUGGAAUGUAUGCCACUGUUAAAAGAGUGAUGUAAAUGCUUCUCACUUGUGUAUUUUUAGAGACUGUCAUGUUUGAGUCAUGAAGGUUUGUGUGAUUGUUGGGUUUUAUUUCCUACGUGCCAAAUGUCAAAAAAAAGAGACAGUAUGAAUGCCAGGACAUUUUAUUGGGUACACUGAAGCACUGAAUGUUUUUAAUUCAUGUACAGAUUGAUUUGUGUUUGCAUUAUCCUGUUGAGUGUGGCCUUAUGCGCGUUUUGUUUUAGAGUGUUAGCGCAAUGAGGUGAUUGUAAAACAGCGUAUCUAGAUUGGGGUUUUUUUUGUAUUUGGAAGAACCCUUUUUUUCUUCAUCUCUGUGGGUAAAACAGUUUGUAUAUUAAGGUACGUAAAACUACAAAGGGCCAAAAAAACUAAUUGCAUACAGCUAGUGUUAGCCACACAGUACAAUGUGUGUUCAGCUCAACAAAGCCAAUCGGUUUCAGCUUUUUUUCAGAAACCUUUCGGAGAAAGUGAUUUUAAAGAAUGCAGGACGUUACUCUAGAUCACUGGUUCUCAACCUGUGGGUCAGGACACCUGCAGGCGUUUUAAGCUGUAAUGUAUGAAGUGUGAAAAGAAUUAUUUCUAAUAUACAAAUAUGCUGUCAUGUUUGUAAUUGUUGUGUCAGAUUCCUUUUUCUUUAGUUGCAGCCUCAAAAUAAUUAAGGUAAAUUGACAGACAGUGAACAUAGGAAUCAUCCCUUGGGGAUCAAAGUUUGUUUACAUGGAGGCAUUGCUUCAGCCAAAAAAGGGUUGGGAACCAGUGUUGUAGAUUUGUGAACAAAUAAAACAGCUCAGUAUUAUUUUGUUUUUAUUUAGAAAUAUUGCCAACUGCACCACGUAGCAUUUUUGUAGGAUUACACUCUUACCCACUGGUAUCAGGAAUAUGACUGAAUUCCUAAUAUAAUGACACCUAAGAAAUAUUUCUCUUUAUAUCAAUAUCAGGCUUUAAAUUAUUGUAUUAGUACUUUCUCGACAGUAUUAUAAAUUCUUCAGAUUCACACCGGGCCUACUCAUAUUAAAAGUCUUCACUUAAGGCACUUUUGGUGCAAAGCAUCCACAACACACCAGAUGUAGUAAACAUAGUGCAUAUACAAGGUUUAGAUCGCUGAUUAGUCAAAAAUCAAUUUAUCUAAAUCACAGCAAGUAUUGCCUGACUCAUUAAAAUGGCCACACUGUUACUAAUAUUCAAUAUUGUGUCUGUUGCUUUUACAUAACACAAAUGUAUGUUGACCCAAACUAAGAUUACAUUAUGUGACAUAUUAGCAGCAUAUUUGUCUGUUGCCUGUAGAUGCAACAUGUCCAAAAUAGGCCACAAAUGCAGGACUUUUGUAAGAUUUCUGUUAUUUUCUUUCUACGAUUAGAAGAAUGAAUUUCAUAAAAUGAUGCAAGGCAGAAUGAGGCAGAUCCUCGUUGCUGCAUACGGGUAGAGACUCGCCACAGAGUUUCAUUGGUGUCAGUAUCAUGUUCCUUUUGCCACCAAAUGUCAAAUCAACACCGUUGGCAGGUACGAUUUCCAACAAAAACAAUAUCUGCUAACAUGGUGCUUUGUUUUCAAUUGGGAGGGGGGUAUUUAUGACCAAAAGUGAGCAUGUAUGUGUUUUUAAAAAUGUAAUCUAAUAUGAAAGAGGGAAGACGUGUUUCUCUCCUGCUGAAAUGAUUUUUCCUCAUGAAGCUCUGUCCACCUGCUUUUGGCCGCUCGAGGCCAAAGGAAAUGAUUAUUUAAACUGUAAUGAUAUUGUACAGUGUGUUCAUGUGAGCUCAUACCUAUUCACUAUGAUGACCUUGUU
Messenger RNA from Larimichthys crocea (large yellow croaker), 6992 nucleotides. It is a transcript of the gene camsap2a, whose product is annotated as calmodulin regulated spectrin-associated protein family, member 2a. The record is from RefSeq and is a predicted model, not a curated record. The transcript is spliced from 19 exons. Gene Ontology annotation, cellular component: microtubule minus-end. Gene Ontology annotation, biological process: negative regulation of microtubule depolymerization; cytoplasmic microtubule organization; neuron projection development. NCBI's taxonomy places the organism in Eukaryota, Metazoa, Chordata, Actinopteri, Sciaenidae. Gene Ontology annotation, molecular function: microtubule minus-end binding; calmodulin binding; spectrin binding. Bases 484 to 4938 code for a protein of 1484 amino acids.